AUGCGCUCCCUCACGAUAGGGCGGUGCGUGGCAUUGGGGCUGCUUGGUCUCCUCCUCGUCAUAUGUCUGGCGCAUGAGCGGGCAGGCGUGGCGGCACUGGUCGCUACGAGCACCCGUCACACCGCCUUAUACAAGGACCUCGGCGUGGCGGCGGGAGCGAGCAAGGAGGAAAUCAAGAAGGCCUUCCGUGCACUCACCCGCCAGCACCACCCCGACCUCAAGGAAACCUUCCAGGAGAAGGAGGAUGCCAAGGCAGCCAUGGCGAAGGUGUUGCGUGCCUACGAGGUGCUGUCGGACGACAAGAAGAAGGCCGCGUACGACGAGUCGGGCAUAAUCCCUGGCGAGGCCCCCAACGUGGAGGAGAUGACGCCCAGCGAGCUCUUCGAGUACUACCACCAGUCGUCGCCCAUCUUCUCGAAGUCUCCGACGCUGAAGAGCCUGACGGAGCUGCGUCGUCUGCAAGAGUUCCGCGGCGGUCGUGUCUUUCUGAUUCAGGUCUACGACGAUGCACAAUGCAAGAACUGCCGCUACUACAGCGCCGCGUGGGAGAUGAUGUACCAGUCCAGUCUCGUAGAGGCUGGCGUGCUGGAGAUGUAUCGCAUCGACGCCCUAAGCGAGGAGGGCAGUCCACUGCUCGCCCACCUCGGCAUCCGCUACCGCAAGGAGCCAUAUGUGCUCGCCAUCGUGGACGGCGAAACCUGGACGCUCUAUAGCAUUGCGGAGGCCAUGACACAGCGCAACCACAACCGCAUCUUCCACGGCCUGCUCGAGUUCGUGAUGUCCUUCUUCUACGACGUAUUUCAGCAGACAAGGUCACUGGAGGUAACGCAGCUGGAGGACAUCCUCACGUUCCUGCGUGCCCCGCGGUCGGCCAAGCAGCCGCUGCGUGCGCUGCUGCCCACCAUCAACGCCGAGUCGAUCCCGGUGGCGCUGCAGAUGCGCUACAACCAGGUCGAAGUCCGCAGUGUGCCGCGCGAAUUUCUGCUCGAGUUCGUGGAGGAGUACUGCGAGAUGGAUAUAGGCGUGAAAGACCGCUUCGGCGAGAGCGUCCCGAUGGCGGAGUUCAUCGUUGUGUCGACGGAGGCGUUGCCUAUGCCGCCCAAGGAUGUGACCGAAACCAGCGACACGGCGGCACUGGAGGCGGAAGCCGAGGCGUCGACACCGCAGAAGAGCUGCCGCCUUGUGCACAUCGGUGCUGCGGUGGCGCUCACGUACAGCAAGGCCUCAAGGUUCAUUGAAGACCACCUGCCAGAGCGGCACGUGGGCAUGAAGGGCCUGCGCUACGCCGGCGCAACAGACUUCCUGCAAGUGUGUCGUGACAACUGCGUGGUGUGGAUGCGCGAAGACUGCGCGGAGGCGCCAGGCGCGCACGUGGCGGCCCUCAUGGCAAACGACUACCUCUCCUUCAAGACCGGCUACUGGUGCAUGGAGGAGGAACGUAGCCUGGCCAAGGUUCUGAGCAAGGUGGGUGUGUGGACGGCGACGUCGAAGCACCUGGCUGCCUCUCCCUCAGCUCUCAUCGCCUUCGUCGGCGGCAACGACAGCAUCGCCUACCAGCUCGUGUCCGUGCAAGCCAAGGCGCCAGAGGAGCUCACAGCGCAGGACAUAUACGCUGCCCUGUCGACGCUGGUGAGCAACGCCGAGGAGGCCGAGGACGGCAGUGAGGCGGCCAAGGUUGCGGCGCCGAUCCCGUCGCGCCUCCCGCAGCCCGUCGCCAGCCUCCUCGCCACGGACGGUUUCCCGAUCUCCCGCAAGCAGCGUCUCUACAUACAGGCUAUGACCAUCUAUACCUUUGCAGCCCCGCUGGUGUCCAACGCGUGGCCGUUCUUCAUGAUGUACCUAAUCCACCGCUUCGUCCUGAACCGCAACAAGCCGGAGCCCGAAGAGGAAACGAGGAAGAAGCGCGAGGAGUCUGCCGCCGCCAACAGUGCGUCGAGCGCGAAUGGGGCAUCUGCAGCGCCGGUGCGUCGUCGCAUCCGCAAACCGCAGCCCCGGGUCGGCCCGUACAACCCACGCGACAUGAAUUGGGCCAAGGAGGAGAAGGGCUUCCUGCUCUUACUCGUGGAGGACGGUUUGGCAGCCGGGGCUCUGCCGCUCCCCCGCCUCGCCUUGGACGAGCCCUUCACCGUGCGCGUCCUCGGCACCGGACAGGGCAAGUGGCGCCAGUGGAUCCUCGAGCACAAGCCGGCCGCUCCGGAGGGCGCGGCAGAGAAGCUCCCAGAGGCGGAGCGCCAGAUCUCCCUCAUGGCCAUCCGCAAGACUCGCAUGAAGGCCCUUGUCAAGUCGGAUGCGCAGACGAUCGAUGCUUUUCUCCGUGACCUUCUCGAUGGUACAAAGAACCCGAGCGACGAGCUGCCGUCGUGGGCGUAUGACGAGUAG
Messenger RNA from Leishmania mexicana MHOM/GT/2001/U1103, 2379 nucleotides. RefSeq names its product putative DNAJ domain protein. The transcript has a single exon. NCBI's taxonomy places the organism in Eukaryota, Euglenozoa, Kinetoplastea, Trypanosomatida, Trypanosomatidae. The coding region runs from base 1 to 2379 and encodes 792 amino acids. The record is from RefSeq and is a predicted model, not a curated record.